CCCUCGUCACACCAUCAUCAGACCCCUCUCUCUCUCUCUAAAACCCACAAAACCCCUCUCUCUCUCUCUCUCUAAAAACACCAUCAAUGGAAAGCAAUAACAUGCCCCCAUAUUAUCCAAACACUGGCUACUCUAUAACUGGAAAAAUAAUGCUGAGCGCAAUCAUCGUUUUGUUCGGCGUCGUAGUCUUCAUGAUCUGCCUCCACCUCUACGCCCGCUGGUACCUCCUCCGCUCACGGCGGCAGCACCACGUCCGCCACCACAAUCACCGCCGCACCCAACUCGUCUUCUACGUCGAACCCGACACCCCCUCCGCCACCGCCUCCCGCGGCCUCGACGCCGUCGUCCUCAACUCCCUCCCCGUCUUCGUCUACUCUGCCUCAGCCUCCGCCGCCGCGCUAGAAUGCGCCGUCUGCUUGUCGGAGUUCGAGGAAAACGAGAAAGGUCGCUUGUUACCCAAAUGUAACCAUAGCUUUCACAUCAAUUGUAUCGACAUGUGGUUCCACUCUCACUCUACUUGCCCUCUCUGCCGAUCUCCGGUUGAACCAGUGCCGGAAAACCGGUCUAGAGUUGAACCGGCUGGGUUUGAACCCUGUUCGAGUUCUGGGACGUGCGCAGCGUGUCAGCACGAGGGUGCUUCGUCGUCGAGUUUGGGAGAUCGGAGGAAGGCGACAGUGACAAUAGAUGUGCCGAGGACGAGCGAGUUGGGGAGUGAGUUGGGACCGAGUUCGCCGGCGAGUCAAGGGUUUAAAUCGCCGGCAAGUCGGUUGCUUUCGUUGAAGAGAAUACUGAGCUUCAAUAGAAAAGGAGUGGCGGUGUCUCCGUCGUCGGGGAUCGGAACGAGUUUUGGGUCUCCGAUGAGUGAGUUGGAUAUCGAGUGUGGUGGUAGAGACGAGUCGACUCAGCAUCAAACUCGGAUUCAGACACCGAGGUAAGAGAGAGAGAGUGAAUAUUCAAAGGUUGUAAGACGGCUUUGUGAGAACGUUCAACAUUCGGCGAUUUGUCAGACUCGCACACGUGGCACGUGGGCACGAAUCGGAAGGGUGUUUUUGUUUUGAGGGCACGCAGACUUUGUGGACUCUGAAAAUGUUUGAACUUUGUAGGAUGUAGAUAUAUACAUUUAAUUUUUUUUAUUAUUAUUUAAAAACUGUGAUAGUUUUGUUAUGUAAUGAGAAAAUGGACUUCAAUUUGGUUGUUUUUUUUAUUAUUUA
Molecule: messenger RNA, 1211 nt
Organism: Camellia sinensis
Lineage: Eukaryota; Viridiplantae; Streptophyta; Magnoliopsida; Ericales; Theaceae
Source: RefSeq, a predicted model, not a curated record